UUAUGUUCAAAAUGGAAAAGAUGAAAAAGGAUAAAUUAGUCAACACCAAGCCCAAAAAGCUCUAUACUUCCUAAGCCCAAACAAAAUCAAGCCCAUAAAAAAUCAUUUAGCUCUAUAAAUACAGAAGUCACCCUCUCAAUUCUGUCAUCUGCAAUUCAAAAAACCAACCGUAGAGAGUGUUGCCACCUCAAACAAUUGCCACCAUUACGAAAACCAAAAUACAUGCUAAAUACCACAAACCCUCAAUGCCGAAAACCACCAUCAACCACCACCGCAAAAUCAAACGCUGCAAUUCCAGCAACAACGCAAGAAACUGGGCAGAUCUUCCCAAAGAAUUGCUCGAGAAAAUCGGAGAACAUCUCAAUUCUCGAAUCGACGUUUUCCGUUACAGAGCUGUUUGCUCUUCAUGGAGGUCCGCCAUUUCUCUUUCUCCUUCUUCGUAUAUCAAUGAUUUCACAUUUCCUUUCAUUGUUUGUCGUCUUGAACAUAGUCGUCGUAGUUGUUUGGUUAAGCUUAUCGAAACGAACCAGGGUGGGUUCAAGGUGUUGAACCCUUUAACUAUUCCUAAAGCGGAGUUCAUUUGUGGUAAGAGUCUGAAUUUGUUGGAUUGUCGAUUGAUUGAAUUGGGGGAAGGUUUGCAUUUUGAUUCGAGUAUUGAUUAUGGUGAAUUGAAUGUGAAGAAAGCUGUUUUGUUUCGUGGGUUUGGGAUUGUUGCUAUUUAUGAUUAUGUGAAAUUAGGGUUUAGGGGUUUUGGGGAUGAUAAUUGGACCAAUUUGGGUAAUAAUUCGAAAAUUCUGUUUACGGAUAUAGUAUUAUGUCAGGGUGAAGUUUAUGUGAUGGAUAAAAAUGGGAAUGUGUAUUGGAUUGAUAAGUUUAUGAAUGUUGUUAAGUAUUUGCCCCGGCUUAAUUUGUCGGGGCAACAAAAGAAUUUAGUUGAAUCUGAAGGGCAAUUGUACGUAGUUGACACAUAUAGUCGUCUGUGGACGGAGUUUGAUGAAUUUGGGGAGCUUUUUGAUAGUGGUACUGAAAAGGUUGAUAUGAAGGUAUACAAGUUGGAUGAUAAAUGGGGGAUAUGGGUUCAGGUUACUUCGUUGAAUGAUCGAGUUUUUGUUCUAGGAGAAGAUGUUUGUUUCUCUGUUUCGGUUAAUGAUUUCCCCGGUUGUGAGGGAAAUUGCAUAUAUUUCAUUGAUCGUCUAUCUGUGAGGGAUGCUGCGUUUUCACAUAGGCUUGUAAGAUAUCAUGAUGCUAAAAUCGGAUACUAUGUCCCUCGUGUUUUGAAAUUGGAUGAUCGCGUCAUGAGAGAUAUUCAAGUGUCAUCACCUAGCCUCAAGCGAUUGUUCUCUCCACCCAAGGAUUGUUUUUGCUCAACCCUAUCCUGCCCCUGAUACCAAAUGGUAACAUUGCACUGUAUAUACAAGUAUUAUAUUUUCGUUUUGUUUCGUUGAACUAAUAUGAUAUAUCGGUGCUUCUGUAUCCAAUGAGGGAGAAUCUGCUGCUUUUUGGCAUAAGAGUAUUGCUGCUGGAUAUUUGAGCUCUCUAGAAGAAAUUGUAACUCAAUCUGGUCGUAGUGAUCUUGGUGAAAUGUAGUCCUUCAAGUUAGUUGUUAUUUUUACAGUUUAAUUUAGUGGGAAUAGGUUGAUUAAAAGGGAAAAAAACUUGAUCUUGUAUAUAUUUAUGCUAAAGCUUUUGAAAGAACCCGGAAUCAGCACAUUAGUGAUACUUUGAGCUUUGUAGUGCUGGGUUCCUAAAGAUAUGAUGGCUGUUGCAAGAAAUGUGAGAUUGUAUAUAAUGGUCUGUUUGGAUUUAUGAAAUCCUGGAAUUGGGCUAAAUAGGCUGUUUGGAUAACUCAAGAAUUUGGAAUUGUAAUUAGCCCAAAUCCAAGCCCUUACAAACAUAACUGUAGCUUUAAGAAUUUGAAAUUCUAAUACAGUUGACGUAAUUUGAAAUUCUUGUUUCUCUCGCCACCACUACCCUCAACUAUCACAGCACUCUUCUACCACGAUUCUCCCUUCUCCACCAUGGCACCGUUGCUUAAAUACUUCAACCACCGUCACUUAAACACCAUUGCAAUGCCACCUAAGCCACCUCCGCCGUCACAAUCAUUCUAAUAAUCAAU
This is a messenger RNA of Chenopodium quinoa (quinoa), 2116 nucleotides long. RefSeq names its product putative F-box protein At3g25750. The transcript has a single exon. The coding region runs from base 246 to 1385 and encodes 379 amino acids. Lineage: Eukaryota; Viridiplantae; Streptophyta; Magnoliopsida; Caryophyllales; Amaranthaceae. The record is from RefSeq and is a predicted model, not a curated record. Gene Ontology annotation, molecular function: protein binding.